This is a messenger RNA of Didymodactylos carnosus, 2676 nucleotides long. Lineage: Eukaryota; Metazoa; Rotifera; Eurotatoria; Philodinida; Philodinidae. The record is from the annotation of a GenBank genome assembly.
AUGCAUCGAAAGAAGAUCCUUAUCGACACCGGAUCCUCGCAGUCGUUUAUCGAUAAAUACACAUUAUCAACAAUGGACACACCGAAUUCAAAAUCAACGCACCGGCAAGUAUUUCAAGUGGCAAAUAACACGACCAUGGAGAGUUCCGAGUACAUUGAACUACAGCUGGUUAUUGAACAUAUGAUUACGAAUGUGAAAUGUUGGAUCCUUAACGACAUGUGCACGGGUAUUAUUGUUGGAACCGACUGGAUGACAACAUAUGCUGCAUCCCCCAGUUAUGCAACACGAUCUGUUGCCAUUACCCUCAACGGCAAACAAUACAGCACACCAAUGCUGAGAAGAUUACGACAGCAAGAAUAUCAAGCUCGAACAUGUAAUCGCAUCGUACUGAAGCCAAAUGAGGAGCGUGCAGUUCGAAUUUACACUCGUCGCCGAACGUUCUCGACUGACACAGCCAUGUUCAUGCCAUCAAUAAAACUACGAUAUGAAACAUCCCAACUAUUGCCAUAUGCACUUUUGGCUGUGUGCCAUGGGAAAACAGUCAUUACGAUUUACAACACCUCAAACAAGAACUACGUGAUCCAUCGAAACACGACGGUCGGCACGCUCACCGAAGUAUUACCAUCCAAAACAUGUUUCGCUAUGACUUCAUCUGUCCAACCAAAACAGCACCAAAACUUGAACGUAUCCCAGCCAUUGACAAGCGAGGUUCAAGCAAUAAUUGAGACAACCAUUGAACAUUUAAGUGACGAACGAAAACGAACCAGUCGUCCCAUUUUGCAGAAAUAUUGUGGACUAUUUGAUUUAUCCAAAACACGGAUCGCGAAAACACAUAUUCACCAUCCAAUCCAAACUGGUAACCAUCAAGCAGUCAUGUCACGUCCGUAUACGACCUCAUUGACAAAACAACAACUGAUCCACACUCAAAUUCAGACAUUGUACAAAUCCGGUCUUAUUCGUCCGUCUACAUCAGCAUGGGCAUCACCGGUGGUUCUCGUCACCAAAAAGGAUGGUAAACCCCGCUUUUGCGUUGAUUAUCGGAAAAUAAACCAGUUAACCACACGUGACGCAUUUCCACUACCAAACAUGGAAGAAACAAUUAAUCGGUUGGGGGAUGCAGCAUUUUUCACGAAACUCGACUUAAAGUCUGGCUAUUUUCAGAUACCGAUUCGAGAAGAAGAUAAAGCCAAAACCGCUUUCAUUACACAGGAUGGCUUAUGGGAGUGGAACGUGCUCCCACAGGGCCUCAAGAAUGCUCCUCCAUCCUUCCAACGUAUCAUGAAUAAUCUUGUCGCCAAUGGGCGCUGGCAAUACUGCCUCGUGUAUCUAGACGAUAUUAUCGUGUUUUCAAAAACAUUUGACGAACAUAUCGAACAUUUACACAACAUUUUACAAGUCCUUGAUCGCGCUAAUUUUCAAUUAAAUCCGUCUAAAUGUUCAUUCAUCAAGAACGAAAUCGAUUACUUGGGACAUACAAUCAACAGCAAAGGUAUCAAACCGUUGAAAACCAACAUCCAAACCAUCAUAGACAUACCCACUCCGACAACCUCAAAACAUGUGAAAUCAUUUCUACAAACUGUAAAUUUCUAUCGCAAAUUUAUUCCUAAGUACACCGAAUUGACCAAAUUAUUGCGUCCAUUCAUGCAAGACAAGUAUAAAUUUAAACAAAACUGGGGAAACGCCGAACAACAAGCGUGGCAACAUUUAAAAACUGUGCUUACGACCCCGCCGGUCUUUCUCAAUUUUCCUGAUGGUGCCUCACCCUAUAUUUUGUCGACUGACGCAUCGAAAAUCGGCAUUGGCGCAGCACUGAAACAGCGAACAUCCGCUGGUUUAAAACCAAUUGUCUAUAUUUCCAGGACGCUGACGGGCGCUGAAAAGAAUUAUUCAACAUUCGAACGAGAAUGCCUGGCAAUUGUCUGGUCCGUACUAAAGUUGAAACAAUAUCUGGCCGAUCAAGAAUUUGUCAUCGAAACAGAUCAUCGCCCACUGGCCAACAUUCAUCAGAAAACAACAACAAACAAUCGGGUCAAUCGCUGGAACAUCGCAUUGCAAGGAUACAACAUUGUGAAGAUCAUUCACAAACCGGGCACAUGCAAUUGUGAUGCCGACUUAACAUCGAGACACCCACUGUUGGUAUGCGAAUCCGAUGAGGCCAUCAACGAGGAACUGGAUGGUAUUGUUGCACCAAUUACAACUUAUGAGAAACCAUGCAAAACUAUAGCAUCCUCACCAACUGCAACACUGGAUGGAAAAGAAACCAGUCAAGGCAUUCGCCGAAGCCGCCGUCUAGCUGCGAAACAAUCAAAUCCGUCACCGUCACCAAACAUCACAACAACAGACAUCCCCUCGCCCAAACAAUCGCCUCUUGAUCCGGACCGAAUAAAAGCUGAACAAGACAAGGACCAGUCUAUGCAAAGGCUAAUUCACGCUGUACAACUGAACCAACGGAACGAUAUGGUUAUUCAACACGGAAUUUUAAAGAAAAUUAUCGUGCGGAAUGGCCGGCAAGUUGUACUCCCGUUCAUUCCAAAAUCGUUGAUUAAGGAUGUAUUGUUCUCCUUCCACGAUGACAUAACGGCUGCACAUUUUGGCCGAGAUAAAACAUGGGAAAAAAUAAAAACCCGCUGUUAUUGGAAAAAUCAAAAAGAUUCUGUGUCACAUGGAAUUGAUUGA